Messenger RNA from Fomitopsis serialis, 880 nucleotides. RefSeq lists its product as uncharacterized. The transcript has 5 exons. The record is from RefSeq and is a predicted model, not a curated record. Bases 28 to 744 code for a protein of 238 amino acids. Gene Ontology annotation, cellular component: Ndc80 complex. Gene Ontology annotation, biological process: chromosome segregation. Lineage: Eukaryota; Fungi; Basidiomycota; Agaricomycetes; Polyporales; Fomitopsidaceae.
CUUGGACCAGCCCCCUCACUUGCCGCGAUGGCCAAGGGCCUCCGCGUCCCCAAGCUCGAUCUUUCCGCCGUCGUGGCAUCGCAAAAUCCACAGAUAGACCUUCGACUUGAAUCAUACGAAACAUCCACGCAGAAUUUCCUCCGUGCAGUCACAAACUACACACAACGGGCUAUCACUGAAAUCACCAACCGCAAGAAUGCGCACCUCUCAGACAGAAAGAAGUAUUCGGAGAGGAUACAGCAGAUUGAGGCAGAGACGAAUCAGUGCAAAGUGAAGGAGAUAGAGCUCAUCAAAGUCCUUGAUCGGGAACAGGAGGAGAAGAAGGAGUUGGAAACAUCGGUCGCUGCAUUCAAGCGACAAUUGGCCGUAUUCCGCGAGAAGUGCUCUUCUGUGGAGGCUGAGAUUGAACAGCAACGUGCGAUUGCAGCGAACCUACAGCGAGAGAGGGACAGAGAGGAGAGCUUGCUCAGCUCUCAUGCGGCUCGGACAGCUCCAGAGCUCUCGGAGUCAGAGGCGAAAUUGCAAUGUAUCAUUGAGGGUAUCGAGAAGGAUAAGUUGCUUGUUCGAUUCCUCAACCUGAAUCCAAGCAGUCGAGAGCAAGAGUGUAGCUUUGUUAUCGACGUGUCCAGUCGCUCGUAUAAAGUACCGACUACCACGCCGUAUCUUCCAACACUGCCUAUCUUGCUGGACGAGUUGAAUGACACAAGAGACGUGGACGCUUUCAGACAUGUGAUCGAGCAUUAGGUAUUUGUGUUGGCCUCCGUGUUGUAUGUUGUAUCAAUGCGGCACUCUUUGUCUCAUUACCGUGAGCAUGCCACAUGCAUUAUGUGCGGUCUUCAGAUCGUCGCUGCCCAGUAUGCAUCAUGGUGUUCGUUCCUCA